GGAAAACAUAUUGUUGUUCUUUCGCUCACGUGUUUUCGUGCCCUUUGCAGUUACGUUCGUUGAUUUCUCGCACGACACCGUAAUGGCUAAGAGUAUCAGAAGCAAAUGGCGCAGAAAGAUGAGGGCUAUCAAACGAAUCCGAUACGGCGUGAAGGAAUUGGACAGGUUGAAGACGAUGCUGGUGAACGCCGGGGAAAUCGAAGUCAAGGAAGACGGUGAAAUCGAACACGUCUGCCUCGUUAAAGCUAAGAAUGAAGAAGCUGAAAAAAUGCAGUUGGAAAAAGAAGAAAAAUCUAAAAUUGACAAAACUUUGGUACCUAAAACUACAAAAAAAGUUCAACACCCUACUUGGCUAAGGAAAAAAGAAUACAAAAAAUAUAUCAGGAGUUAUAGAAAACAACAGUCAAUUAAUUCUAAAAGAUUAAAGAAGUCUGCUAAAAAAUGAAACAUUUAUAAGAAUUUUUCUGAAAAUAUAUGUUUAUUUCAUAUUA
This is a messenger RNA of Sipha flava (yellow sugarcane aphid), 491 nucleotides long. Its product is annotated as protein LLP homolog. The transcript is spliced from 2 exons. Lineage: Eukaryota; Metazoa; Arthropoda; Insecta; Hemiptera; Aphididae. Gene Ontology annotation, molecular function: RNA binding. Bases 83 to 445 code for a protein of 120 amino acids. The record is from RefSeq and is a predicted model, not a curated record. Gene Ontology annotation, biological process: dendrite extension. Gene Ontology annotation, cellular component: nucleolus.